GACCUUAUUUUUCUAUUUAUCCUUUGCUUAAACGGAACAUGGUGUCCAACUGAAAUCAUUAAUCUUCUUCACCAACACAAGAAUUUGUUUAAACUUUCUUCUACUCCAUACUCUGCUUCUAUACCUUAUUAUAUUAUAUAUUCUGCAAGUUGACUUUUUUUAAUUCUUUCCUGUGUUUACACUUCCCCUUUCUGCUUAUAUAUUAUGUAUAUAGUUUUUGAGCUAAUUGCAGAUCAAACAUGAUGGGUAAAGGGAAUAUGCAGGUUAUAGGGUUGAGGUUGCUAGUGAUUUUGUGGGGUUUGUAUACUGUAACAUCUCAUGGGGAUCAACCCUUUUCCAAGAUUUCUAUACAUGAGACUGUGUUUGCUCUUGAUGAUGCAGCUUAUGUUAAAGCAUCUCCUUUGCUUCUUGGAUUAAAGGGUCAAACCUCUGAAUGGUUGACUGUAACACUGCACAAUCCAAACCCGUCGAUCGAUGACUGGAUUGGUGUAUUCUCACCUGCAAACUUCAGUGCUGCGAUAUGCACACCGGAAAGCUCAAUGAUCGCUCCUCCAUUAUUAUGCACUGCACCUAUCAAGUUCCAAUAUGCAAAUUACAGCAAUGCUAACUACAGAGACACAGGAAAAGCAUCGUUGAAGUUUCAACUGAUCAACCAACGAUCUGAUUUCUCUUUUGCAUUAUUCACCGGUGGAUUAUCAAAGCCGAAACUUGUAGCAGUGUCAAAUUCUGUCGUUUUUGCAAAUUCAAACGCACCAAAUUAUCCUCGUUUAGCUCAAGGAAAGACUUGGAAUGAAAUGACUGUAACAUGGACAAGUGGAUACGGGAUUGAUGAAGCAGAACCUUUCGUUGAAUGGGGCCGGAGAGGUGAGGAGAAACAGCAUUCUCCUGCUGGGACAUUGACGAUUGACCGAAAGAGCCUUUGCGGAGCACCUGCACGAACCGUUGGUUGGCGGGAUCCUGGUUUCAUUCAUACUGGAUUCUUGAAGGAAUUGUGGCCCAACUCAGUGUACACUUACAAACUGGGCCACAAACUCUUAAACGGUUCGGUUAUUUGGAGUCAUGUUUACCAAUUCAAAUCAUCUCCUUACCCUGGUCAAAACUCGUUACAACGUGUGAUCAUAUUUGGAGAUAUGGGAAAGGAUGAAGUUGACGGGUCAAACGAUUAUAAUAAUUAUCAACAUGGAUCACUUAACACUACCAAACAACUCAUUGGAGACUUGAAGAACUACGAUAUAGUGUUCCAUAUUGGAGAUAUUUGUUAUGCCAACGGGUAUCUCUCACAAUGGGAUCAAUUUACCGCACAAGUUGAACCAAUUGCCUCUGCAGUACCUUAUAUGGUUGCUAGUGGCAAUCAUGAGCGUGACUGGCCAAACUCAGGAUCUUUUUACGAGAACAACGAUUCAGGAGGCGAAUGUGGUGUUUUGGCUGAAACCAUGUUUUACGUUCCUGCUGAGAACCGAGCAAAGUUUUGGUAUUCUACAGACUAUGGAAUGUUUAGGUUUUGUAUUGCUGACACAGAACACGACUGGAGAGAGGGAACCGAACAGUAUAAGUUCAUCGAGGAGUGUUUUGCAACUGUAGAUAGACAAAAGCAACCAUGGCUAAUCUUUCUUGCUCAUCGCGUUCUCGGGUACUCUUCGACUUCAUUCUACGCUGUUGAUGGAGCGUUUGGGGAACCAAUGGGGAGAGAAAGCCUUCAAAAGCUAUGGCGGAAGUAUAAAGUUGAUAUCGCCAUUUAUGGUCAUGCACACAAUUAUGAAAGAACUUGUCCUGUUUUUGAGAAUACGUGCACAAGUAACGAGAAGCAUGCGUACAAGGGAAGCUUAAACGGGACUAUUCAUGUGGUGGCGGGAGGUGGCGGAGCAAGUCUUACAGAGUUUGCGAAUAUUAACACUACUUGGAGUCUAGUAAAAGACGUCGAUUAUGGGUUCCUUAAACUCACGGCGUUUGACCGUUCUAACCUUCUGUUUGAGUACAAGAAGAGCAGCAACGGUAAAGUUUUCGACUCCUUCAAGAUUUCUAGAGAUUACAAAGAUAUAUUGGCUUGCACAGUUGAUAGUUGUCCUACCACAACCCUGGCAUCUUAGCUUCAAAACUUGUGUCUCCGUGAAUAUUACACCUGGUUUAAUUUAUUUGAUUCCAGUGUACAAAUCUCAGUUGGUUGACUAUACUCUAGCAUACCAACUUUAUAAAAAAAGGUGAUCAAGUAUCAAGAUGAAGGCCAAUUUCUUUAAUAUGUUUGUGUGAAAAUAGAUUAUUUAUUUUGGAUUAUAUUAUUUGCUUCCUUCAUUGUCA
Messenger RNA from Helianthus annuus (common sunflower), 2295 nucleotides. Its product is annotated as probable inactive purple acid phosphatase 1. The record is from RefSeq and is a predicted model, not a curated record. Lineage: Eukaryota; Viridiplantae; Streptophyta; Magnoliopsida; Asterales; Asteraceae. Gene Ontology annotation, molecular function: metal ion binding; acid phosphatase activity. The transcript is spliced from 13 exons. Bases 240 to 2087 code for a protein of 615 amino acids.